Molecule: messenger RNA, 2478 nt
Organism: Daphnia magna
Lineage: Eukaryota; Metazoa; Arthropoda; Branchiopoda; Diplostraca; Daphniidae
Exons: 1
Coding region: 1-2478 (825 amino acids)
Biological process (GO): DNA integration
Molecular function (GO): nucleic acid binding
Source: RefSeq, a predicted model, not a curated record
AUGUCAACAAUUCCUGUCAGCGAGUGGUCCGACCCAAGCUUAAACCUCGACCUAGAUGACCUUCCUAUAGAAAGAACGCUAGGCAUGAUUUGGAAUUGUCAACUAGACACUCUCCAGAUAAAAACGCGUAUGGUCAGAACAGUUAACACGAAAAGAGAUAUGCUUGCAGCCAUGUCCAGCAUUUUUGACCCCCUUGGAAUCUUAUUGCCAGUCACGACGAAGGUAAAAAUCUUGUUUCAAGAAACCUGGAGAAUCAACGUGGGCCAAGACAGCGUAAUAGGAUGGGAUGAAAGAUUAUCCACCACUAUCAGAGACAAAUGGCGAAAAUGGGCGGAUGAACUACCAUUAUUGAACACGCUGACAAUUCCACGCUGCAUCUUCUCAAAAUCUCAUUACAAAGGUACCAAUUCGAUCACGAUUCAUGUUUUUAGUGACGCAUCUGCGUCUGCGUUUGGUGCUAUCGCGUACAUGUGGACCACAAACGGUAAUGAAUCGGACGUCAGCUUUCUGAUGGCAAAGGCAAGAAUUGCACCAAUAAAAAAGGUGACGAUACCAAGGUUAGAGCUGCAAGCCGCAGUACUGGCCAUAAGGCUAGCAACCACGCUGAAAUCAGAACUCCGAAUCAAAGUUGACUAUAAAAUAUUCUGGAUAGAUUCUGAAAUUGUUCUAAGAUGGAUUAAUUCAAGCCAUUGUCUGUAUUCAGAAUUCGUAUCCAACAGGAUUAGCGAGUUGUUGGAUAAAUCGUCACCGGACCAGUGGCGCUUCGUUCCGGGUGAGAAAAACCCAGCUGAUUAUUGCACGCGAGGGAUACUUCCAUCAUCCUUCGAUCGGCACCAUCAAUGGCUAACUGGUCCGUCAUUUCUAAGACAGCCGGAAGAAAAAUGGCCAACAAAAUUACAACUGAAAGAAGAUGGUUGUGACGACGGGGAAUUCUUGCCAGCUCAACCGUUCAUUUCCAAUAUUAAUGUUAAUUUCUCCGAAAAUAAUCAAAUUUCUUCUCUUAUCAAAGAACUUCCUUCCCUAACGGAUCUGGAACGCGCCGUGGCAUCCAUCCAAAUAAAAGAAAGCGUCAACCCGGAUCGUGAAAUAGGUGUAGACGAGCUCGAGGCUGCCCUUAACACCUGCAUUCUGUUGGCGCAAGAGGAAUGUUUUGAAAAAGACAUAAAAUCGCUUCGGUCCCAUGGACGUGUCCACAGAAUGUCGAGCCUGCUAACCUUGAGUCCGUUCAUGGACCCAAGAGGCGUAGUGAGAGUAGGAGGUCGACUAAAUCAUGCCAACAUCCCAGAAUGCACGCGCCACCCAAUCAUCCUGAAGGAAGAUCACGUCUUCACUCUGUUGGUGGUGAAACAUUGCCAUUCGGUUGCCAAUCACGCCGGCAUUGAAAGAACUCUAGCUGAAGUGCGAUCAAGAUACUGGAUUUUAAAAGGAAGACGGACCAUCCGCGGAGUAGUUAAAAGAUGUGUCAUUUGCCGCAAAGUGAAAGCCAAACCGCAACAACCGAUGAUGGCAGCGUUGCCAAAAGAGAGACUCGAAGCCUUUUCGCCCCCUUUUACAAACGUCGGCGUGGAUUUCUUCGGUCCGAUGUACGUCGUGGUGGGUCGGAGAAGGGAGAAAAGGUAUGGUUGUCUAUUCACCUGCUUUGUAACCAGAGCCGUCCACCUGGAAAUCGCGCACAAACUUGACACUGACUCUUUUAUAAUGGCCUUUCGUCGCUUUAUUGCCAUCAGAGGCACGCCAGCAGUAGUUUUCAGUGACAAUGGAACAAAUUUAGUAGCCGGUGAGCGUGAAAUGCAAGCCGGGAUGGACAAUCUGACGCGGAAAGCUGCCAAAUGCCCAAAGGAAGAAAAGGACUGCAAUCUCGACCACAAGAAGAUAUCCGAAGAAAUGGCUAGAAGACGAUUAGUUUGGCGUUUUUCCCCUCCAUCAGCCCCCCACUUCGGAGGCGGGUGGGAGAGAAUUGUACAAUCAAGCAAAAGGGCACUACGAGUCGUACUACAAGAUAGGGCAGUAUGCGACGAGGUUCUGUUAACCACCUUCGCCGAAGUGACGUCAAUACUAAAUGGGAGACUUUUAAGCAAAGUGAGCACGGACGCGGACGAGCUUGAGCCGUUAACACCAAACCACUUCUUGCUACUCCGGCCGCAUCCGCAUAUACCACCCGAUGAGGAGAAAGCAUUCACUGGGCAUUCUAGGAGACGGUGGAAACAGGCGCAGUUUAUUGUGUACCGAUUCUGGAAAAUAUGGAUCGCUGAAUGUAUCCCGAACGGAAUCGAGAGGAAGAAAUGGUUCAAGGAGACUCGGCAACUUCAAUUGGGUGAUCAGGUCUUAAUCAUCGAUGAAAACACCCGACGUGGUGACUGGAUAUCUGGGGUUGUUACUAAAGUUAACAUCGGAGACGGGCAAAUUGUUCGCUCGGCCACCGUUACCACAAAAAACGGAACUUACACUCGCCCAGCAGUCAAAUUAUGUUUAUUAUAG